CAAACGGCUGACAAUGACUUCACAACGGAGUCCAUAUUUGUUUAUUGGACCCAAUAAACUGAUCCCUACCAGCAUCUUCUAGGGUUUUCUUUGAAGGUCCCCAAAACCCCAUCUAAUCCUACACUGAACUGAACUCCAGCUCAACGUUUCUCAAAACCCCUCUCAAACUCAGCUUUUUUGAGCCUUUUCAAGCUGUAAAGGUAUCGACUGUUUUUCAGUAACUGUAAGUACUCUUUUCUCUAUGCCCCUUUAUAAUCAGAGCUCAAAGAUUGCGACUUUCAAUGUUAUUUUGAUUGAAUUUAAGCUCAAGUAAGUAAUUUUCCAAUUGGGUUCCUGAGAUUUUGUGAGUUAGGGAAGGUUUAAUCAUAUGGGGAAAUCUGGAGGUAAGAAAAAGAAGGGAAUUGGUGCUGGUGCAAACCAAGCAUUGAGUGGGGAAAAUAAUGGUAAUUCAAAUUCAAAAGCUAUCCCAAAUGCUAAUGGGGGUAUUGGUUUAGACUCUUCAAUAUUUUUGAAAAGAGCCCAUGAGCUUAAAGAAGAAGGGAACAAGAGGUUUCAGAACAAGGACUAUGCAGGUGCUCUUGAACAAUAUGACAAUGCCCUUCGCUUAACUCCCAAAACACACCCUGAUCGUGCUGUGUUUCAUAGCAAUAGGGCUGCUUGUUUGAUGCAAAUGAAACCUAUUGAUUAUGAGACUGUUAUUGCUGAGUGUACUAUGGCACUUCAAGUGCAGCCACAGUUUGUAAGGGCUCUUCUUAGGAGGGCUCGUGCAUUUGAGGCCAUAGGGAAGUAUGAAAUGGCUAUGCAGGAUGUUCAGGUUUUGUUAGGGGCUGAUCCGAAUCACCAUGAUGCUUUGGAUAUUACUCGGAGAUUGAGGACUGCGUUUGGUCCUCGCCAAGAGGCUCAGCAGGACCUCCAGAGCCGUCCAUCCCCCGCUGCCUUAGGGGCGUCUGCGGUGCGUGGUGCCCCCAUUGGUGGUCUUGGGUCUUGUUUACCAGCCCGGCCAGUUUCGAAGAAGGCAGCUGCACCACCUGGGGGAUCUGUUGUAUCUCCUAGUAAUAAGAUGGAAAAGCCUCUGAUGGAUUUGGUCAGUGAAAAUGGUGCUGUGACCAAAAACCAGUUACCGAAACUUGUGUUGAAGCCUUUCAGUGAUUCUUCAAAAGCUUCUGCUAAUCCAGGAAAGGAUAGACAGGGAAAGGAGUCCCUAUCUUCCUCAAUGUCGUUGCCUAGACAGGUUUCAUUGUUGGCAGUUCGAUUAAGACCAUUGAAACUUGUCUAUGAUCAUGACAUAAGGCUAGCACAGAUGCCAGUUAAUUGUACUUUUAAAGGGCUAAGGGAGAUGGUGAGCAAGCGUUUUCCAUCAUCCAAGUCAGUUUUGAUCAAAUACAAAGAUACUGAUGGGGAUUUGGUGACUAUAACAUGCACAACUGAACUCAGAUUGGCAGAGUCCUCUGUAGACAGCCUUCUGGUAAAGGAGCCUGAUGCAGAUCAAACAGAUUCCGUUGGAAUGUUGAGAUUGCAUGUUGUUGAGGUGAGUCCAGAGCAAGAGCCAACAUUACUGGAAGAAGAGGAGGAGGAGGAUGAGAAGCCUCUUGAGAGUGAAGAGAACAAGGGGGGUGAAAGUGGGUCGCAUUCAUCGCUUGGUGAAUCUGUGUUAGAAGUGGUUGAUACUGAAAUUGACAAGGCAGAGAAAGAAACUACAAAGGAGAAACCAGGAGCUUCAGAGGAUCCAGAAAGCAAGGAAGUAGAGAUGGAUGAUUGGUUGUUUGAGUUUGCUCAACUAUUUCGCACCCAUGUUGGUAUUGACCCAGAUGCUCAUAUUGACUUGCAUGAACUUGGGAUGGAGCUUUGUUCAGAUGCUCUUGAGGAGACAGUAACAAGUGAAGAAGCUCAAAGCCUUUUUGAUAAGGCUGCCUCAAAGUUCCAGGAAGUGGCUGCUUUGGCUUUUUUCAAUUGGGGAAAUGUCCAUAUGUGUGCAGCAAGAAAACGCAUACCUGUAGACGAGUCUGCUGGAAAGGAGGUUGUGUCUGCACAGCUUCAAGCAGCUUAUGGCUGGGUAAAGGAGAGUUAUUCUUUGGCCAGGGAGAAGUAUGAGGAAGCACUCUCAAUCAAGCCUGACUUUUAUGAGGGUUUGCUGGCAUUGGGGCAGCAGCAAUUUGAAAUGGCCAAACUUCAUUGGUCAUUUGCUCUUGCUAAUAAAAUAGAUCUCUCAAGCUGGGACUCUGUGGAAACUCUUAAACUCUUUGACAGUGCAGAGGAGAAGAUGAAAGCAGCAACUGAGAUGUGGGAGAAGCUGGAGGAGCAGAAAGCAAACGAGCUAAAAGAUCCAAGUGCAAGCAAGAAGGAUGAAAUGUUGAGAAGAAGAAAGAAACUAGGAAGUAAUGUUGAAUGCGAGUCCUCUGAAAGUGGUUCUCAGGGUGAGAUUACGCCGGAAGAAGCAGCUGAACAAGCAGCAGUGAUGAGAUCACAGAUACAUCUUUUCUGGGGUAACAUGCUUUUUGAACGAUCCCAAGUUGAGUGCAAGUUAGGAAUGGAUGGUUGGAAGAAUAAACUUGAUGCUGCAGUUGAGCGCUUUGGGCUUGCUGGAGCAUCUGACGCUGACAUUUCAAUGGUUUUGAAGAACCAUUGCUCCAAUGGAGAUGCAGCGGAAGGAGAUGACAAAAAGGUUCAGAAUUCAAACACUGAUAAUGUUAAUGGAGCAGAUAAGAGUGAGGUAAAUAAAGUAUGAUAGAAGUAUAGACUGAUGUUUCCUUAGUGUGAAAUGGCAUCCAUGAAUAACCUCCUUGUGUUCCCGUUAAUGAACAUAAAGCCGGGGGAAAGAAGUUCUUUUCUCUCUGCUGGAGGAUGAAUUCUGGAAAUGACUGUUUGGGUCUCAGCAUUGAAAAGGAGUGUACCCCAACAGAUAUUUACAAUAUUUGCAUUGCAAAGUCUUCAUGUUAACUUUGGAAGUGAUGUUUUUCUGUUUGAAUACCAAUGAGUUUUCCAUAAACAAUUUGAUGCUCCUAGGAUUUUUGACAUUAGCGUGGUCAAAUAAUGAAUUCUUGAUUUUUAUGGAACACAGCCUAUACUGGUUGUAGUUGUUGCA
Messenger RNA from Populus nigra (black poplar), 3082 nucleotides. Its product is annotated as protein CLMP1-like. The transcript has a single exon. Bases 368 to 2725 code for a protein of 785 amino acids. Gene Ontology annotation, molecular function: protein binding. The record is from RefSeq and is a predicted model, not a curated record. NCBI's taxonomy places the organism in Eukaryota, Viridiplantae, Streptophyta, Magnoliopsida, Malpighiales, Salicaceae.